Molecule: messenger RNA, 3364 nt
Organism: Sorex araneus (European shrew)
Lineage: Eukaryota; Metazoa; Chordata; Mammalia; Eulipotyphla; Soricidae
Gene: XKR8
Product: XK related 8
Exons: 3
Coding region: 49-1248 (399 amino acids)
Biological process (GO): engulfment of apoptotic cell; phosphatidylserine exposure on apoptotic cell surface; apoptotic process involved in development
Cellular component (GO): plasma membrane
Source: RefSeq, a predicted model, not a curated record
CCCCGGCCCGGAGGCGGGUUCCAGUGCCCGGGGAGAGGCGGGCGGGCCAUGCCCUGCCCUCCCCGCGCCCCGCUCCUCUGGGACCUGAUCCUGGGCGGCCUGGGCACCGCCGCCUUCCUGGUGGACCUGGGCGCGGACCUGUGGGCCGCCAGCCGGUAUGUGCUCAGCGGCAGCUACGUGUGCGCCGCGCUGGUGCUGGCGCUCGCGGGCCUGGCGUCGGGGACGCUGCAGCUCUUCAGCUGGGUGUGGCUGCGCGCCGACCCCGCCGGCCUGCACGUGUGGCGGCCCCCGCGCGCCGGCCUGGCGCUGCUGCACCUGCUGCAGCUCGGGUACCUGUACAGGUGCCUGCAAGGACUGCGGCAGGGCUUCCUGGUGUGGCGGCAGGAGGUGCCCUCAGAGUUUGACUUGGCCUACGCGGACUUCCUGGCGCUGGACAUCAGCAUGCUGCGGCUCUUUGAGACGUUCCUGGAGACAACGCCGCAGCUCACGCUGGUGCUGGCCAUCAUGCUGAGGAGUGGCCGUGCCGAGAACUUCCAGUGGUUUGGCAUCUGCUCGUCCUUCGUGGGCAUCUCAUGGGCGCUGCUGGACUACCACCGCGCCUUGCGCACCUGCCUGCCUUCUAAGCCCCGCCUGGGACCGGCCGCCUCUGUGAUCUACUUCCUGUGGAACCUGCUGCUGCUGUGGCCCCGAGUCCUGGCUGUGGCCCUCUUUGCGGCUCUCUUCCCCUGCUACGUGGCCCUGCACUUCCUGGGCCUGUGGCUGGUGCUGCUCGGCUGGGUCUGGCUGCAGGGCACGGCCUUCAUGCCCGAUCCCCGCUCCGAGUGGCUGUACCGGGCCACAGUGGCCACCAUCCUCUACUUCUCCUGGUUCAACGUGGCGGACGGCCGCACGCGAGGCCGGGCCACCAUCCAUGGGGCAUUCCUGCUGGGCGACAGCGUACUCCUGGUGCUCACCUGGGGGUCCCAGAGGACCUGGCUGCCCAGUGAGACGCCCCUACAGACGGUGCUGCCGGUGGGCGCGGGCUGCUUCCUGCUGGGCCAGGCCCUGCGGCUGGUCUACUACCGCUGGCUGCAUCCCAGCCUCCACUGGGAGGCCGACCAAGUGGACGGGAGCCUGUGGUCCCGCUCCCUCGAGCCGCAGCCGCUGCCUCAGAACCAGCGCAUGGCCCAGCUGGCUCAGAGCUUCUUCCCCAAGGUCAGGGGGCAGGCUGCCUUCUUGGAGAGCAGAGAGGACAGUGGGGUGCUUUGAGGCAGGGUGAGCUCCUGCCAGGAAGCACAGGACACAGCUCAGACCUGCAGGAGAGAUGAGCUGAUUGAAUGCUGCUAGCAGUGCUGGAGGCCAGCCCUGAGGGUGCCCGCUAACGGCCCUUCAGGCUCGGAGGCCCGAAGGGCUGCAGUGAGGCUGGAGACUGGAGGAAGAGCCUUUCUCACGCCACCGCAUGGCUGGGGUAAAGCACCUCAGGGUUCGGGUUCUCGGCUCCCUGGGAUCAGCGACUUGGUGGUAGAGCAUUUGCCUCGUGUAUGUGAGGCCCUGGGUUCCAUCCCUUGUACCGCAAAGUACAUAACAACCUAGGGGAGGUGCCCGCACACCCUUGUGCUCCUGUCCUGGGCUUAGAAUGUCCCAGGAAUCCAGGAUGUGCUCUGGGAUUCUUUGUCCCCUGCCUCCGUCUUGUCAUGUAGCUUACUGAGAGGACAUCUGCUAGGACAGGACCAUCAUGCAGUGGCCACUUGGCUGCCUCUGGGGCCUUUGCUCGCUGCUUCUGGCUGCUGCCUGCCAGCUCCAGAACCUCAGGGACUGACUCAGCCCGGCCCCCGCUCAGGGAUGCAGCCAAGGCCCUGAUGAACUUGGGUGGCGGGCCAGGACCCAGGCUGCUGUUUCCUGUGCUUGAGGCUGUGCUUUCUACCUCAGUCCAGGUGAGAGGAAGUGGAUCUGUGCCUGUGUGUCUCCGCCAAGUGUUUUUGUUUAACAGUAUUACUAGGUUAUUAUUAAAACCCCAUGAAGCUCUCCCAUUGAGUUAAUUUUAUUAUUGGAGGGGGCACACCUGCAGUGUGGGGCAGUGACUAUUUCCUUUGUGUGGGGAGGUUGGGACACACCAAGUGGUGCAAAGCAUGCACUCGGCUCGGUGAGAUUGCUCUCUGGCCUGAUGUGAAGGAAUCUAUUGCCUUUUUUUUUUUUUACGAGGCUUUUUAUGUUUCUUGCACUUAGCUUUUUAUAGGAGGCCACUCAGUGUUCCUUGAAGAGCUGGUUUAUGGUCAGCAAAGGCCAACAGCUGUUUGAGGAUAUUUUCAUCACUCCCUUAAAACUGAGGUAUAGCCUUGCAGGUUAGACAAUUCUUAUUUGGGGGUUCUUUUCAUCUAGUGUUUUUAUUUACUUUUUUUUUUUUGGGGAUGACAUCCAGUGAUGCUCAGGGCCUUACCUCAGGAGUUACUCCUGGCUCUGCACCCAGGAAUUCCUUGUGGUACUUGGGGGGGGCCAUAUAGGAUGCUGGGGAUUAAUCAGAUCCAGGUCAGCCAGAGGCAAAGCAAAUGCCCUAUCAGCUGUACUUUUUAAAAUUAAAAAAAAAUUGUUUUCUUUAUGGGUCACACCCAGUGAUGCUCGGGGGUUAUUCCUGGCUUUGCAAUCAGGAAUUACUCCUGGCGGUGCUUGAGGGACCAUAUGGGAUGCCAGGGAUCGAACCCGGGUCAGCCGCAUGCAAGGCAAAUGCCCUACCCGCUGUACUAUUGCUCUGGCCCCUUUAGUAUUUUAAAUAUAUCAUUCUAGUCUUUUUUUGUUGUUUUAGGGCCACAUCUGGUGGUGCUCAGAGAUCACUCCUGGUGGGCUUGGGAGACCAUAUAGGGUACUGGGGAUCAAACCUAGGUUAGCUGCUUGCAGAGCAGAUGCCUUACCACUGUACUACCUCUUGGCCCUUCAUUCUCUUCCUGCUUACAGACUUUUGGGAAAUUUGACUCCCUUUGGCUACAUCCAGUGGUGCUCAGAAGUAACUCCUGGUGGUACUUAGCGGACCUUAUAUGGUGCUGGGGAUCAAACCUGGGUCGGCCACACACAAAGCAAGUGCCCUGCUCACUGUCCUAUCACUCCAGCCCAGUUCUAUCGUUUUUGGGCCACACAGCAGUGCUCAGAGCUUACUCCUGGCUCUGUGCUCUGGGAUCACUCCUGGUGGGGUUUGGGGGACUAUAUGGAGUGCUGGGGAUUGAACAUGGGUCAGCUGUGUGUCUUAUCUGCCGUACUAGCUCCCUGCCCCUCCCCCCAAAGGGUUUUGGGUUUGGGGCCUUAUCCACAGGUGCUUGGUGUGGGGGACUGUGUGGUGCUGGGGAUCAAACCUGGGCUCCUACAGGCCAAGCAUGAGUACCAGCCCUAUAAGGAA